Messenger RNA from Podospora anserina S mat+, 741 nucleotides. RefSeq lists its product as uncharacterized. The transcript is spliced from 3 exons. NCBI's taxonomy places the organism in Eukaryota, Fungi, Ascomycota, Sordariomycetes, Sordariales, Podosporaceae. Gene Ontology annotation, molecular function: acetylpyruvate hydrolase activity. Gene Ontology annotation, cellular component: mitochondrion. The record is from RefSeq and is a predicted model, not a curated record. Bases 1 to 741 code for a protein of 246 amino acids.
AUGAUGAUCUUCCGGAGAGGUUUGGCUACGGCCACAAACGCAACCACAAUGGCGUCGCUCAAGAAGGCUGGCAAGGUCGUGUGCAUUGGCCGCAACUAUGCGGACCACAUUGCUGAACUCAACAACACCCGCCCCAAGCAACCCUUCUUUUUUCUGAAGCCUUCUUCCUCCAUCUUGGCCCCCGGGGAGGGUCCGGUCGUCCGCCCCAAGGGUGUUGACCUUCACUACGAAGUCGAGCUCGCCCUUGUCCUCGGCAAGCGUAUCAGAGACUUUGAUGAGAAUGACAACAAGGCCGCUCUCGACGCCAUUGACAGCUACGCCCUCAGCAUCGACAUGACCGCCCGCAACGUCCAAAACGAAGCCAAGAAGAAGGGCCUCCCCUGGGACAUCUGCAAGGGCUUCGACACCUUCCUCCCCGUCAGCAACGUCAUCAACAAGUCGGCCAUUCCCGACCCCCACAACAUCGAGCUCUACCUCACCGUCAACGACAAGGUCCAGCAGCAGGACUCGACCGAGCUGAUGCUCUUCCGCAUCCCCAAGAUCCUCGGCGACAUCUCCAAGGUCAUGACCCUCAACCCAGGCGACAUCAUCCUCACUGGCACCCCCAAGGGCGUCGGCCCGGUCGUUCCCGGCGACGUCAUGAAGGCUGGUAUCAGAAUCAAUGGCAAGGAGCUCGAGGAGGCCAAGAUUGAGGUCCAGGUGGAGGAGUCAACUGGUGCUUACCAGUACGGCGAGACGUAA